Molecule: messenger RNA, 1734 nt
Organism: Dreissena polymorpha
Lineage: Eukaryota; Metazoa; Mollusca; Bivalvia; Myida; Dreissenidae
Product: pyrimidine-specific ribonucleoside hydrolase RihB-like
Exons: 7
Coding region: 269-1219 (316 amino acids)
Molecular function (GO): hydrolase activity, hydrolyzing N-glycosyl compounds
Source: RefSeq, a predicted model, not a curated record
UGUCUUAUCUGAUUCGGUUAGCUAUGACACAGUUUCUUUUAUCGAAGCGCGUGUACACAAUAGCUACUGCGUCGUUGAAGGGCGUUAUCAGUGAACUCUUUAUACCCGAGUUUUAAAUUUGUUUUUGCAAAAGGAAUUAAGUUCUGGUAUAAAGUUUCGCAUUUUAUAUCAACGUAGACAUAAGCAAGUUGGUUCGAAGUGGAACCAACUUAGAUUGAUUACCGGAUUUAUGAGAAGAGCGUGAUUAAAUCAACCCAACAUCUGGGACAUGUCGCUCUCUCAGAGAAAAAAGCUUCUGAUCGACACUGAUGCGGGUUGUGACGACGCCCAGGCGAUUCUGAUGGCGCUCAAGAACCCGGAUGUUGACGUCAUCGGGAUCACGUGCGUGGCCGGCAAUGCUGACGCGGACCAAGUCGGACGCAACGUGUUGCGCGUGCUGCAAGUGGCAGACAGGCUCGAUAUUCCCGUUUUCCUCGGUUGUAAUGAGCCGUUGCUGGGCGACAAGAGAGUAAGAAGCGAAUAUCACGGGAAGGAUGGUUUUGGGGACGCACCGUCUGACGACUCCCCGGAUGAAAGUCUCCUCCAAUCAGAACACGCCGUUCUUGCCCUAUCUCGGUUGUCUCGACAACAUUGCAACGAACUUAGCUUAGUCUGCCUGGGACCUCUAACGAACAUUGCCGUGUGCAUCCGCAUGGAUCCCAAGUUUGGUACCCGGCUGCGACAUUGUUACAUCAUGGGAGGCAACCACGAAGGAAAAGGGAACCAGACGGUGUGUGCCGAGUUCAAUUUCUAUUACGACCCCGAUUCUGCUUACGUAGUACUAAAUCAGCUUACGUCACCAAUCACCAUGGUGACGUGGGAGACAUGCCUCAAACACUCGCUGCCAUGGGACGUUUACAAGACCUUGAGGGCUAACGACUCCGUGUGUUCCGUUUUUCUGCGAAAGAUCGAAAAGUCAUCGUUUAAUUUUUCGAUGAAACAGGGUUGGGAACGCUAUCUUCCCGCGGAUGAAAUAUUGAUGGCCGUAGUAUUGAAUACUGACGUCAUCAAAACGUGUGUAGCUGCGUACGCCAGCGUGGAGUUGAAAGGAUUUUAUACCGUUGGUCAGUUAGUUGUGGACUGGACCGGUAUGAUGAAGCGGCAAAAGAACGUGCAUAUAGUCACUGAAUGUAACCAGUCUGUGUACGAAAAGAUGUUACAGAAUAUAGUCGGUAUUUAGAAAAUAAUACCAGUUGAGGUUGUAACUUAGAAAAUUAUACCAGGUGAGGUUGUAAUGCAAGUUGGUUUGGAUACUUGGAUUUAAAAACAAACUCUUCUUUCUAAGACGCACACAUUAAAUGUGAUAUACACCGACGUCGUUUGGAAUUAAUGAAGAAAUCAACUCACAAGAGUUAAGGACUCGCCAUAAACUAAGUGGAAAACCGACACACUCUGAUAACGACAGAAAACCAUGAAAUGAAAAUAUUACUAACUCAUGGUAUCACGAGAAAUGAAUAUACAUUUUGCUGGAUGAAGAUACACAUACGAAUAUACAAAUCAUAAUGUAAAAGUUUAUGUUAAAGGUGGCCAAUUUUGUUGUUGAUAAAGUGAUGUGCUCCGCAUGGGCCUUUUAUUGUUUAUGUGUAUUGUCUAUAAUACAUGUAUACAGAUAUUUAGUUUCAGAGGGAAUAUAAUCAUGCGCAUUUUGUGUCCACAUGUUUUUUCGAAAUAAAGAUUACAGUAUGCUAAAUAAUU